This is a messenger RNA of Diaporthe citri, 1515 nucleotides long. RefSeq lists its product as uncharacterized. The transcript has a single exon. Gene Ontology annotation, molecular function: FAD binding. The record is from RefSeq and is a predicted model, not a curated record. Bases 1 to 1515 code for a protein of 504 amino acids. Lineage: Eukaryota; Fungi; Ascomycota; Sordariomycetes; Diaporthales; Diaporthaceae.
AUGGAAACACAACCCUUCCGCGUCAUCAUCAUAGGCGGCGGCCCCGUCGGCCUAACCGCCGCCCACGCCUUCCUCGCCGCCGGCAUCGACUUUGUCGUCCUCGAGGCCCGGGACACGUUCGCCCCCGAGGAGGGCGCCAGCCUGCUCGCCUACGCGUCCACCCAGCGCGUGUGGCACCAGCUGGGCCUGCUCGGCGCCAUGGGGGCCAGGGCCUGCCCCGUCGACACGCGCAGCUCGGCGGAUCACAAUGGGAACGUUUACCGCCGGGGCACCCCCGGCGCGACGCACAAGAGGCUGUUUGGCGCGGCGCCGUGGAAUUUCCACCGGAGGGAGCUGGUGGAGGUGUUGUAUGAGAGGUUGCCGGCAGAAGUGAGGAAGGAGAAAUUAUGUACGGGACGUAAGGUUUGCGGGAUCGAGGUUGAUGAGGAGGGCGUGAUGGUGAGGUGUGAGGAUGGGAGGAUCGAGCGGGGGAGUAUGGUGCUUGGGGUGGAUGGGGUGUACAGCAAGACAAGGGGCUUGAUGCGUGAGUUGAUGUUGGCGUCAAAAGAAAAAGAAGGCAGCGAGGACGACGAGGGAUCCCUCCCGCCGGAGCGACCGUACAAAGCCGAGUACCGCUGCCUGUGGGGGACAUGCCCGGCGCCCAAGGCCUGCGAGCCGAGCUCGAACGCCGAGAGCCACGGCCCGGAGCGCAGCAUCAUGUUCAUGACGGGCCGCGACGGCCGCAGCUGGUUCUUCCUGUACGAGCAGCUGGACGAGGCGCGCGACGAGGGCCAGAGGUACACGGACGAGGACCAGGCGGAGAUGGCGGCGCGGUUCUCCCAGAUCCACCUGCUGCCGGGCCUGCCCCUUGGCGACAUGUGGCCGACGCGCACCGCCUGUGGCAUGGCGGACCAGCUGGAGGGCGUGCUGCCGCAGGGACACUGGCACCUCCCCGCCGCGCAGGGCGGCCGUGUCGUGCUCGCGGGCGACGCGGUCCACCGGAUGACGCUCAACUUUGGCUGGGGGUUCAACUCCGGUGUCAACGACGUGUGCGCGCUGGCAUCGCUGCUCCGCGCCGAGGUGGCGGGCUCGUCAUCGCCAUCACAAUCACCCUCGGCCGCCCAGCUCGACGGCGUCUUUGCACGCUACGCGGAGGCGCGUUGCGUGGACGACGAUGUGGCCGACGUGGUCCGCAUCAGCGGAGCGGUGACGCGGCAGUGUGCGCAUCCGCGCGAGCGGGGCGUAUUUGCCGCCGCGGUUGCCUGGCUGCUCACGCGUGUGGUACCGUUGCUUGUUCCGGACUUUGAGGCAAAAUUAGCGAUGAAGUUGCUGGGCAAGGUCAUGCGGAGGAGUCGCGUGCUGGAGUUUUUGAAGGAGGGUGAGGAUGGCUCGUCUCGUACAGAUGAGAAAUUGUUUGCUGGGGAGCUGGGAUGGGACUUCCCGAUCCCCACUGCCGCUGCUGCCAUGCAAGAGAAGGAUAAUGAGAAGGAGAAGGAGGAGGUUGCCUUGUUGUCGGAGAGGGAGGUAGGGCCGUGA